Messenger RNA from Exophiala spinifera, 3012 nucleotides. RefSeq lists its product as uncharacterized. Gene Ontology annotation, biological process: proteolysis. The transcript has 4 exons. Gene Ontology annotation, molecular function: serine-type endopeptidase activity; protein binding. Bases 1 to 3012 code for a protein of 1003 amino acids. NCBI's taxonomy places the organism in Eukaryota, Fungi, Ascomycota, Eurotiomycetes, Chaetothyriales, Herpotrichiellaceae. The record is from RefSeq and is a predicted model, not a curated record.
AUGGAUUCCAGCGCCGAAGAACCUCCAAGAUACCAUGUCAGUCAGAUGGAGAGUGACGAGAAAGCACUCUCCGUGUUGAAUCCAAGCCCUGGGGACCCUGGAAAGUGGCAAGCUACAGUAGAGACCGUAACCAAGAGCGUCGUUUCCAUACACUUUUCGCGCCCCCGGCCGUUCGAUACCUAUUCGUCGACGUCCAGUCAGGCCACAGGCUUCGUGGUCGAUGCAGAGAAGGGAUAUAUUUUGACCAACCGGCAUGUUGUGGGCCCAGGUCCUUUCACGGGAUAUUGUGUUUUUGUCAAUCACGAGGAGUGCGACGUCCAUCCUAUCUAUCGUGAUCCUGUUCAUGAUUUUGGUUUUCUACAAUUCGACCCUCGGGCUAUCAAAUACAUGAGGCUCAAAGCACUGCAGUUGAAUCCGGUGUCGGCGCGUGUUGGAGUCGAAAUCAGGAUCAUCGGGAACGACGCUGGCGAGAAACUCAGUAUUCACUCUGGUUUUAUUAGCCGAUUAGACCGCAAUGCGCCGGAUUAUGGAUUCGGUUAUAACGACUUUAAUACACAUUACAUUCAAGCAGCGGCAGCAACUACCGGGGGUAGCUCCGGGAGCCCUGUGAUCGACAACAACGGGCAUGCUAUUGCUCUUCAAGCGGGUGGUCGGACGGAUAAGGCUACCACGGACUUUUUCUUGCCUUUAGAUCGACCUCUUCGAACCCUGGACUGUUUACAACAAGGAAAACCUAUAACCCGAGGAACCAUCCAGACGCAGUGGACAUGGAAGGCAUUCGAUCAUUGCAGAAGACUAGGUCUCACAUCCGAAUGGGAAUCUAUCGUUCGUACAAAAUUUCCCCAUGAAAAUAGUAUACUUGUGGCAGAAACUGUGUUGCCAGAAGGUCCAGCGGAUGGUAAAGUUCAGGUGGGUGAUCUACUGCUGAAGGUUAACGAGCAGCUGUUGACAUCUUUCGUCACCCUUGACGCUAUCCUCGACUCAAGCGUGGGCAGUACGGUAAACCUGCUAUUGCAGCGCGGGGGAGAGGACCAUCAGGUUACCCUAAUGGUGCAAGACCUGACUAAAAUUACCCCAGAUCGAUUUGUGGCUGUUGCUGGAGGGGUCUUUCAUAGUCUUUCCUACCAACACGCGCGACUAUGUUGUAUUCCCUGUAAGGGGCUGUAUGUCUCUGAAGCUAAGGGGUCAUUUGGAGGGAUCUCCAACCUCACUGGAUCGAUCAUCGAUACAGUAGAUCACAAACGUACGCCAGAUUUGGAAGUAUUUAUCGAGGUUAUGAAAGAAAUCCCGGAAAGGUCACGAAUUAUCAUCUCCUACCGCUCUCUGCGCGAUCUUGACACCCAAAGGACAGACAGCAUCCAGGUUGAUCAAGAGUGGGAUCCGGACUUGACACUGGCCAUUCGUAAUGACAAAACGGGCAUUUGGGACUUCAAUCUCAUUGGCAAGUUACCACCAGCCCUCGCACCGGUAGCCAGAUCCGCAAACUUUGUCCAGAUCGACGGCUUGUCUGCCCCUGCCGGAGAUAUCAUCAGGUCAUUCGUCAAAGUCUCAUGCUCAAUGCCAAUCGAUAUUGAUGGGUUCCCUCACAGUCGAAGGAGUGGAUUUGGCCUCGUGAUAGAUCAAGGCUUUGUGAUCGUAUCUAGGGCAAUCGUGCCGCACAGCCUCUGCGGGACUACGAUAAUUGUGGCAGACUCGGUUCAAGUAGAGGGCGAAGUCUACUUUGUCGAUCCGAUUAGGAACUACACCGUGGUCCGAUACGAUCCGAAACUGGUGCAAGCGCCGGUCAAGGCAGCAAAACUAUCGACUGAGAUGAUCAAGCAAGGAAGUGACGCUAUCUUCGUUGGGUUUAAUCAAGACGACCUUACAUUUUCCAAAACCACGGUUUCAGAGCUUGCAAAUCUCUGGAUCCCCAAGAACGUUUCCGGGCCAAGGUAUCGUGCCACGAACGUCCAAGGCAUCUAUGUCAGCACGACUGGGGCAUCCAAUUGUCCAUUUGGAGUCAUUAUCGAUACUGAUGGCGUGGUGCAAUCAUUGUGGCUGAACUACAUGGGAGAUAAGAACAAUGAGUAUAAUUUCGGCCUAGCUACGAGCAUGAUCACCCCCAUGCUUGAUCAGAUUAUGGCUGGGAGCAUUCCUAAGCCCCGAAUUCUCGACAUAGAGACAGUGGCACUUUCAAUGAAUGAAUGCCGAACUGCAAGCGUCUCCGAGGAAUGGAUCACGAAAGUUUCUGAAGUCAGUCCGUUGCGACAUCAACUCUUCAGGGUCUUUAAGGUAGGGGCCAGCACAGAGGAUCGCCCCACUGACGGGCAAUCGCUCAGGGAAGGAGACAUUAUCCUAACUUUGAACGAUCGGAUAAUAACACGACCACACGACCUGGAUAUAGUACACGACAAUAAAUGGCUCGAAGCCCUGGUCGUACGGGAAGGUAAGGAAAAGCUAUUCAGAGUGCUCACCAUACCCGCGGAUGAAGUGGAGACCACACAUACCGUUGCAUUCUGCGGCACCGUUUUACAAAAGCCCCAUCACGCAGUCAGGCAGCAAGUUCGUAAACUCCAUUCCCAGGUUUAUGUCAGCGCUUGCUGGCCAGGUUCUCCCGCAGAGCAAUAUGGGUUACUUCCCACUACGUUCAUAACAGAGGUGAACGGUGUGAAGACGCCUUGUCUAGCAGCGUUUAUGCAAGAGGCUAGCAAGAUCAAAGACAACACGAGCUUCCAGCUGAGGGUAGUCACACUGAAAAGUAUACCACAAGUCGUCACGAUGAAGAAAAACAGUCACUACUUCCCAACGUUCGAGUACGUAAAAGCAGCGGACGGAUGGAAGAAAAUUCAUAUUGAAGAUUGCUGUACGACUUUUCUUAUCCUUAUUGUAGAGACACCGGUUAACGCUCAGGCAACGCUCAGGCAACGCUCAGGCAACGCUCAGGCAACGCUCAGGCAACGCUCAGGCAACGCUCAGGCAACGCUCAAUGAUGCUCAGCCAGAUGCUCAGCCAGAUGCUCAUUUGGAGGCUUAG